GAGCAGUGUAGCGGGUGUAGCUGCAGCAGCUGCAGCGUGCACUGCUCACCCAACGUUUUCAAGGGCAGUGGCUCCACGCUUGGCAGCUGCCGAUGGCAUGAGGGACGAGAGCUGGCCGGCGGGUGGCCGCCAGUAUCGCUGCCCGACUGUGGGCUGUGGACGCCUCUUCAGCUCUAAGUUCAAGCUGCUGCGGCACGCGUUGAUCCACGGCGGCGAGCGGCCCUUCCAGUGCCCUUCGUGCGAGCGCCGCUUCCACCGCAAGGACCACCUCAAGACGCACCAGCAGGUGCACGACCCCAACAAGGCGCUGCACACGUGCGCGCUGUGCGGCAAGAAGUACAGCUCUGCGCUCUCUUUCCGCAAGCACUCGGCGCUGCACGCGGCCGAGGCGGGCGACCCCGUCUGCCGGCUGUGUGGCGCCGCGUUCGCGCGCCGCGAGGACGUCCUGCUGCACCUCAAGGUGCACUCGGGUGCCUCGUCGCGGCUCGUCAAGGCGCCCACCGAGCGACGCUUCAAGUGCGACCGCUGCGAGCGCUCCUUCUUCACGCGCAAGGACGUCAAACGUCACCUGGUGGUGCACACGGGCCAGCGCAACUUCCAGUGCCAGUUCUGUCCACAGAAGUUUGGCCGCAAGGACCACCUGGUCCGCCACACCAAGAAGACGCACCAUGGCCAGGCGGCUGCUGCCCCCUGGACGACGGCCUUCGUGCCUUCCUCGGCUGCUGCAAGCGUAGUCUCAGCUGCCACUCUGACCGAGGAGCAGCCGACGUUGCAUCACCACCGCCCACCUCUGCCGCAAGCCAAUCCGACCCUUUUGCUGACGGCAGGUUACUGUGGCGGGCCUAGCAUUAUUGCGGCCCCACCACCGCCAUUGCCGCACUUCAGCCAGGCCUUCCAGUAGAGCUGUUCCUCAAUUGUCUGCUCUGAAAAGCUUUGACGAUGCCUGUCUGGUGCUAUCUUUUUUGCCAGUAUGCACCAGUGAUAAGCCAGGCGUCCCAGUAGACAAGCAAACCCCCCCCCCCCCCUUUUUUUUUUCGUUUAUGUUGUCGUGCUGAAAAGCCUUAACAACUGCAAUCUCUCGCUAGUUUUGCUUCCAGUAUGUGCUGGUCAGUUUGACUGCAAAAAAAAAAAAAAAAAACAUGCUCAAAUGACAGGCCGUGCUGUGCAUUUCGACAUUUUCUUAUCAUGCAUUUCGUCGCACUUUUACUACUGCAGUUCAGUGUUUUCCAGAAGGUAGUUCUGCACCCCAUUUUUCUGAGUCUUGCUACAACUGGUAAAUUUACUGUCAUGUAGAAUAAUUUCUAAACAUGACCCAAUAGUGAUGUCAUUAAUCAGACCAUGGGGCAUAACAGAAGAGUUGCAUCUUGUGUUGCCAAUUUUAAGACUGGGCUCAAAUAGUUUCAGGCCAUGAGCUCUGGUUAUAAGUGCCUUAAAUCUCCUUACUUUAUGGUAUCAACUACCUCAGCAAUGCUGAUUAAAGUCACAAGUGUGCUAUGCCAGUGUUUGUUCUGAAAGAUGUGUCUUUGCAUAUUUGUGAAACAAAGUCGUCCACUUAUUGUAAGGCCUGUGAUGAUAGUGCAAGAGACACAGCAGAACUUCUAGAUCUCUUUAGCCUUGUCUAGUGUAACCAAUCCUUUCCAUACUGCAAUAACUGUAGCAAGUAAAACAUAAAGCACCCAGAUGAAGGCACAUACAUGAACGCAACAAGUAUUUAAUUUGCGUGUGCAUUUUCAUUCUCCUUUUUUUUUUUCAUAAAGUUCUACGUACUGCGGUUAUUACAAUGUCAUAUCAAUUAGCCUCGUUUAUUGUACUGUCGCUGGUUUUAAGGUGUCAGUGUGCAGCAUACUAAGCGAUCAGCAUCUAGGUCAUGGGAGCUUCACUUCCAUCCUAUAUGUAACUUCAGUUGAAAUGCUCAGAUUUGGUCACGUUACUUCAAAAAGCUGUCUUUCAAGAAUGAGAAUUAGGAAGACAAAUACUCACACUCCUGCAUUGUGAGCUCAUGCUUGCUUACUAUAGCAUUCCAAGCAGUUCUUGCUGGAGUCAAGUGCCAAUCACGUGACAGUAGUAGGAGUAGAGGACAUUUGGAACUUUGGAGUCUGGUGCUUAAAGCUAGUUCGGCAUACCAGCACUCAGUUGUCAUUGCCUUUCAGUAUGUCCAAAACUAGCAGACCAUCCGUUUUCAUGCUGGAAUUGGAAUGUCUAUGCAGUCUCUGAGCACAACCCAUUUACAUGCACUUGAUGUGCUGCUACCUCAAGAUGGUGUUAAGUGCCGCAGGAGUGUGUGUUUUUCUCAUACUCCUGUUGGUGGCAAUGCAGAUUGUUUUGCGUGUACCUGAAUAUACCGGUGAGAGUCGAGUCAAUAUUGGCGCAGGGAAGCCCUUAAAAAGAGAGGGAAGUUUAAUUGGUGCAUGCUGAAGUGCAUGCUGAAACAUCAGCAGCCUGCGUGGCAUUCAGGCACCUUCAUGUGUUCAGAUUGCGUACCUGUUUUACUCUGUAGCUCUUUUACACAAGUAUUUUACAAGUCUUUUUAUAUAGCCAUAUAUGUUGCCUUAUACACACGUGCAUAUUUUAUGUUUACAUGAGUGUUGACUACCUCCAGGGGAGACCUGCCUCUACUCCCGGUGAGAUUCCGGUGUCCCCGUUUUCGAGACCAGUGAUGUGUUCAAUUUUGUGCCUUUUCUGCACCCAAUCUUAGCCAAGGAGGGCUUGCGUGCGCUCUGCUUGGGCACCAAGGUUGCAAUAUAUAUAUAUAUGUAUACGGGUCUGAAUCUUGUUUUCUUGUUGUUCCUGCAUUUAUACCACUUGAGCUGUUGUUCUUGUUUCAUAGCUAAGUGGUGUGCCUCAUGCCUAAUGUGUGGCUGAUUUCUUUAUUACCUGAAUAUGCGAACUACAGUCGACUCGUGAUAAUUCAAACUUGGCAAUUCAGCUACAUUUUAUGUUUUUGUUGGCCCGCCAUGUUUUCAGUGCAUUUUUAAGUCUUAUAAUUCGAGUGAUGCUUUUGGUGGCCGUCAGUUUAAGCUCCUUGGCUUCACAUUGCAGAGCGAACUGGCCAGAGUGGCUCCCAAGAGCACACUCACUGUGCCCGAGUGGUCAAAACCUGCCCUAGGUUGAUGUCUCAGGUUGCUGUGCAAGGUCGAGUAUAAUGCAAGAAUUCUUUUUACUUGAUUAUUUUCUUUCACCAGUCAUGACUGGCUGAUCAUGCUCAUAAUGUAGGCAAGGCACCACUCAAGCUGGAAACGAAUUGGGCUAGAAUCGUUAUACUCUCCCAGCCUAUGCCAACCAACACUAACAAAAUGGUGUCCGCAAACCUGUAAUGCAUCUGAGGCUCUGAUAUUCAGCGAUUCUGUUGUAGGCAUAUCAAUUCACACAGUUCAUUCAGACGAUUCUGAGAAAAAAAAUAUGUCCCUUAGUAGUUUGAAUUAAUGCCAAGUCGACUAUACCAUGUAAUUGCAUGUGUCUGAUGUUAGAAAUAUCUUUUGUACCUGACUAGAUGUUACAUGCGUGAAGUUUACAGAAGUUUUAUAAGGAGUGAAGCAUCUGAUGAAUUGCUCUUAAUUUGGUCCUAGGAAGAGUUGACUUGUAGGCUACUAGUUGGUUUAUGAUUGCAGAAGUCACAUAGCACUGUUCCUUUGUAACCAUUUGAUACUUUAAGCUGUUGCAAUAGUACCCGAAUUUUAGGGGAGAUUCUGGGAGCAGCUCGGCUAAGAAACUGACGCAGAUUUGACAAAUGAAAGUGUUACAUGCACUGAUGGCUUGCAAAAGCUGCGAGAAUUGAAACUGUACCUUUGAGUCAUCAUCAUGAUUUAUUUUUCCCUUAAUAAACCCUGUCGGGGCAUUAAACUGGAUGUCGAUUUCACAUCACCGAUUGUCAUGGCAGGAGUAAGUGUUCAAAAACUUCUGACAAGCGAAGGUGGUACCCUGAAAUUGCAAAUGUACGAUGCAGUAUAGGUAAAUUAGUUUUCAUAAAUCUAGGCAAACGGGACCUGCAAAAUGUUCAGAUUACAAUAUUUAGCUAUUACGUCAUAUGGGCACCUUCUGCAUUUACCCAAGUCAUUGGAGCAAAGGUAGAUUACUGAAAAGACUCAUCUGAAAAAGAUUUGCGUAGCUUUGCACUAGUGGCACAAGGCUAAAGAAACGGCGGAACUGAUUGGUGCCUAGCACUACGAAGUCAUCUCCAGCAUUUUCCGGAAUUUAUUGAUUACCUAUUGAUUGGCUACCGCAAGGUAUUGGCCACGUAUUUGGGCUAGGCUGAGCACUACCAAGUCAUCCCCAGCAUUUUCAGGAAUUUAUUGAUUAUUGAUCGAUUACCUAUUGCAAGGUAUUGGCCACGUAUUUGGGCCAGGCUAAGCACUACCAAGUCACCCCCACCACGUUCAGAAAUUUAUUAAUUAUUUGUCAAUUAUCAAUAAGCCAUGUAUUGACUAUCGCAAGAUCAUCAUCAUCAACUUAUACUUAUGUCCACUGCAGGGCGAAGGCCUCUCCCUGUGAUCUCCAAUUACCUGUCUUGCGCUAGCUGAUUCCAACUUGUGCCUGCAAAUUUCCUAACUUCAUCACCCCACCUAGUUUUCUGCCAUCAUCGACUGCGCUUCCCUUCUCUUGGUAUCCAUUCUGUAACUAAUGGUCCACCGGUUAUCCAUCCUAGAGCACUGCACGGGCUUGGGCUUACC
Messenger RNA from Dermacentor silvarum, 4667 nucleotides. Its product is annotated as zinc finger protein PLAGL2. The transcript is spliced from 2 exons. Gene Ontology annotation, cellular component: nucleus. The record is from RefSeq and is a predicted model, not a curated record. Gene Ontology annotation, molecular function: RNA polymerase II transcription regulatory region sequence-specific DNA binding; DNA-binding transcription factor activity, RNA polymerase II-specific. Gene Ontology annotation, biological process: regulation of transcription by RNA polymerase II. The coding region runs from base 98 to 901 and encodes 267 amino acids. NCBI's taxonomy places the organism in Eukaryota, Metazoa, Arthropoda, Arachnida, Ixodida, Ixodidae.